This is a messenger RNA of Fusarium subglutinans, 540 nucleotides long. RefSeq lists its product as uncharacterized. The transcript has a single exon. Lineage: Eukaryota; Fungi; Ascomycota; Sordariomycetes; Hypocreales; Nectriaceae. The record is from RefSeq and is a predicted model, not a curated record. Bases 1 to 540 code for a protein of 179 amino acids.
AUGAGGAGGAUACCCCAGGAGGAAGCAGUUAAAGAGAGGAAUGAUCGAUUCCAUGAUGGCAAUACCCGAGCGGAAGGCGUUUUCGCGCAACAUUGUUCUGAAUGCUCAAGCCUCAGGGCCUUGUCGGAUGCAGACAGGGCCCAGAAGAAACUACAAGACGCAAUCCAGGACUUGCAUGAUACAAAGGAGCGCAACGAACAGGUUGAGAAAGAGCUUGAAGGUCUUUCCAAGUCCGCGGAUCAGUACGUCACAGAACUCAGAGGCCAUGUUCAGUAUGCAGACUACUACCAGAUAAGACUCGCCAUGGCGGAGUGCAAGUUGGAUGUGUCUGAACUCACUGCCGGCUUUGAGGAUUUCGUUGAAAGGCGGCGGUUGAAGAAGGAAGCUGGAAGGGAAGAUGCCUUCUUGGCCUCGGCGCAUGAAGGCGAAGAACGGAGAUGGAAGAAGAAGUUGGAAAAAGCGGAAGAGGAUGUGCGAGAGGCAAGGACUAGGACGAAGCUGCGAGAACAAAAGCCACGAUCAGUCUUUUGGAGUUGGUGA